AUGAAUGAAGCAGGCAACACCAUCUUUCUCGACGAUAACCACGACAAAACAACAACAAGAAAGGUAACAACUAACUUCAACAACACUCAAAUAUACAACUUCAACUAUAAUGUACCAACAAAAGAAGCUUAUAAACUACUCAAACAUGCAAGAAACAAUCCAGCAUGUACACCAAACUCAAGACACCUUCAAACAUCAAAAUGUAAACUUGCAUUGAAAAAUUUGCCUGCAAUAGUAUAUGAGAAGAAUUGGGAUGUCAUAGUGGUCGAUGGACCGAGUGGCCUUUCGACCGAGUCACCUGGUAGAAUGGCAUCCAUUUACACUGCUAGUGUUCUAGCUAGAGGUGGGAAUGGUUCAGAUGUACUUGUACAUGAUGUAGAUCGAAUGAUAGAAAAAUGGUUUUCUUGGGAGUUUCUUUGUGAUGAGAAUUUGUUGUAUUCUAAAGGGAAAUUAUGGCAUUUCAGAAUUAGAGGUCAUUUAAAUUCCACUACAUUCUGCCCUGUGUAA
Messenger RNA from Medicago truncatula (barrel medic), 507 nucleotides. Its product is annotated as glucuronoxylan 4-O-methyltransferase 2. NCBI's taxonomy places the organism in Eukaryota, Viridiplantae, Streptophyta, Magnoliopsida, Fabales, Fabaceae. Bases 1 to 507 code for a protein of 168 amino acids. Gene Ontology annotation, biological process: xylan biosynthetic process. The transcript has a single exon. The record is from RefSeq and is a predicted model, not a curated record.